Messenger RNA from Microthlaspi erraticum, 1470 nucleotides. The record is from the annotation of a GenBank genome assembly. NCBI's taxonomy places the organism in Eukaryota, Viridiplantae, Streptophyta, Magnoliopsida, Brassicales, Brassicaceae.
AUGGACAUGGAAUUUCAAUCGAGGUAUGAGAUCAAUCGGACGGCAGAGUUCAUAAUCAGCAAAAGCUUCACCAGAGUCGCUUUACAGUUCCCGGAUGAGUUGUUAAAGGAUUCGACUAAGGUCGUGAGUGCUCUCAAGAGCAAAACCCGUUUGCUCAACACUGAAAGAGAAGUCAGGUUCUUUGUUAUGGCGGACACAACUUAUGGAAGUUGCUGCGUUGAUGAAGUUGGAGCUUUGCAUAUUGAUUCCGAGUGUGUUGUUCACUAUGGACAAACUUGUCUAAGCCCGACAUCGGUUCUUCCAGCAUUCUUCGUUUUUGGGAAAGCUUCGACAGAAGUGUCGAGCUGCGUAAAGCAUUUGCUGGAUUACGCCUCUCACAGUGAUAAGCCUAUAAUGAUUCUCUAUGGACUAGAGUACGCGCAUGUCAUUCCGCGUAUUAGAGAAGAGCUUAUGGAAGCCUUAUCAAGGACUGAAUCUGAAGCGAAGUUCUCUGUAGCUAAUGUCAUAUGUUCAUUCAUAAGUCCUUCCAAAGAUCCUCGAGAAUCCAUGGAGCAUCCAGGACCAUCUGGCGAGAGCGAUUCUAGAAACUAUAGAUUAGGAGGACUAACUUGGGACUUGCCAGAAGGAAACAAAAUUGAAGACUAUUUGCUUUUCUGGAUCGGUUCUGAUAAUUCAGCUUUCGCCAAUGUAGUACUGACCUUCAAUGGUUGUGACCUAGUCAGAUAUGAUGCUGAAGAAGAUUCUUUGGUGACGGAAUUCGCUCAACAGAGAAGGAUACUUAAGCGACGAUACUACUUGGUGGAAAAAGCUAAGGAUGCGAAUAUUAUAGGUAUCUUGGUGGGGACUCUUGGUGUUGCUGGUUACCUUCACAUGAUUCACCAUAUGCAAGCACUCAUAUCCGCGGCUGGUAAAAAAUCUUACAUUCUUGCCAUGGGACGGCCUAACCCGGCCAAACUUGCAAACUUCCCCGAGUGCGAUGUAUUCAUUUACAUCUCAUGCGCCCAAACCGCCCUUUUAGAUAGCAAAGAGUUCAUGUCCCCUGUCAUAACUCCAUUUGAAGCAAAUCUUGCUUUUAGCAGAGGGAGUGAGUGGACAGGUGCAUACUUAAUGCAUUUCCAAGAUGUGAUUAACUCUUCAAAGACAGAAUCAGAAGCACAUAGCGAACCAGAGGAGCCACGCUUCUCCUUCUUUCAGGGUGGUUACGUAGAAGACCACAAUGCAAACGAUCAAGCUGAGAAUGGCGAGGGAGACACAGGAGAGACAAUGGCGCUGGUACAAGCUGCAGAGAAAGCAUUGCAAUUGAGAGGCAAAGAUCAGAACCAACUCACUAAACAAACCGCUGCCAAGUCAGGACCUGAGUAUUUCCUCAACCGUGCUUAUCGUGGUCUGGAGAUUAACAGCGACAAUACUUCGCCAGAGCCUUUCAUAGUUGGGAGAAGCGGGAAGGCCUCCGGAUACAAGCACGAGUAA